Dissoconium aciculare CBS 342.82 is the source of this 2013-nucleotide messenger RNA. RefSeq lists its product as uncharacterized. Gene Ontology annotation, molecular function: zinc ion binding; RNA polymerase II cis-regulatory region sequence-specific DNA binding; DNA-binding transcription activator activity, RNA polymerase II-specific. Gene Ontology annotation, biological process: DNA-templated transcription; regulation of transcription by RNA polymerase II. Lineage: Eukaryota; Fungi; Ascomycota; Dothideomycetes; Mycosphaerellales; Dissoconiaceae. Gene Ontology annotation, cellular component: nucleus. The transcript is spliced from 2 exons. Bases 1 to 2013 code for a protein of 670 amino acids. The record is from RefSeq and is a predicted model, not a curated record.
AUGGAAAAGCCGGUGCGCAAACGGCGGCGACCGGCAGUAGCAUGCAUCGAAUGUCGACGGCGCAAAAUCAAGUGCGACCGUACGCUUCCUUGUAGAUCGUGUGUGAUCGGAUCUUCACCGUGUGUCUACGAUGGCUUCUCGACUAUCGCAAACGCGUCUACUCCGCCAAGCUCUGGAUGGGCCGAUCCUGGUGUGCUGUAUGAUGGCGGCUCCGAGGUGCCCGAAUAUACUCAAAUCCGCAGUGAAUUCUUGACCUCUGGAGCUCGAGCUGAUCACAACUCAUCCGCUUCUGCCGACGGCUUCACUUCGAGCUUACCGCAUGCUCCAUAUAUCGCCACUCUGACCGUCUACUUUCGCUCGGACGAAACAUAUAACGCCGAAUCAUUGGAAGUAUGCGAUAUUAAAGGUAGCGAGAGGACGAGCCAGGAUCUUAAAGCGCUUUUCCUGCACGAUACUAAUGAGAUGCAGACAUCCUCUUUCACUGCGAGUUUAAGUGUGCUGGAGGGUGACCCUCAACUUUCUGAAUUAUUGAACAAAUGCCGCGAGCUCUCUGGAAAUAUCAAAUUGCGAAGGUCUGUGCAGAGAAGAAGCGGCGCUGGGAUUCCUGCCAGAAUCACAUGCGAUAGGCUGGUUAAACUAUUCUUCGACACGUUCGGUUCAGUCUUCAGGGUUCUACAUGAGCCUACCUUUCAAAGCGAGUAUGAGUCGUACUGGAACGAUUCUAAUUUUAAGAAGAAAACAUUCCAUCAGAAGUUGCUACUGGUUCUGGCCAUUGGGACUUGCUUCUAUUAUGAUGACGAGAAGCAAGACUGCUCUCUACGCUCGCUCGCGUCUGCUUGGAUCUUCCAGGCCCAGCAGUGGCUCGUGUCAGUCUUCGAAAUGGGCGAACCAGACAUGGACAUGAUCCAGAUCUCGUGCCUUCUUUUGCUCGCUCGCCAAGUGGACAGGUCAGGAAGCGAGCUUGUCUGGAUCUCUGCUGAUUUGCCAUUGAGGAUUGCUAUCAGUGAAGGGUAUCAUUUGGAGCCUAGCAAGCAUUUUCCUGCGAUAGCCCCAUUUGAGGCAGAAAUGCGACGAAGAUUAUGGGCCACAAUCCUCGAGCUCUCUCUUCAAUCUAGCCUUGACGCAGGCAUGCUUCCGCCUGUCUCAAGUAAUGCUUGGGACUGCCAUGCACCAUCCAAUGUGGACGAUUGUGACAUGCGCGAAGUUAUGGACGAUUCCAUUUCAGCUCAAGCAUCUCAGCGAUUCACGCAAAGCUCCACACAGAUCAUGCUUUUGGAUACUUUGCGCGUGAGACUCAACAUUCUUCACUCCCUCACGACUCCAGGCAAAAUAAUGGACCACCAAGAAGCGAUAAUGCUGGACUCCGAGCUUGAGGAGAAAGUUCUUUCGCACCUAGUACUGAUAAGAUCUGCUUUGAAAAUUUCGUCUCCAGCUGACGCGAGUCGAAUCGGAUUCCAGUCACGACUAAUAGACAGCCUCAAUCGACGGUUUCUGCUUGCGCUGCAUAGUCCGUUCUCUUCACUUUCCGGGACUGGUACAGUGUGGACUUUGUCGCGACACAAAGUGAUCGAAUCCUCUCUUCGGAUACUCGCGUGUCCACAUGCAACAAACAAAUCUUCUCCUUUGCCGCCGGAAUUCGAUCAUCUCGAGCGAUUGCGGAUUUUUGGAGGCGGUAUGUUUAAGAACACUACAGUGCAUGCGCUGGCUUUAUUGUAUUCUGAGCUCGAGGGAAGACAUGACGAACAAUUUACCCAAGGUUCGAACAGCCUGCCUCGCUCUCAAGCCCUCUUGAUGAUCCAGGCACAUAUGGAGAUAAUGCGUCGUCAGAAAGCCGCUGGAGACACAGAUACCGAAACAUACACGAGGUUCCUCUGUGGAUUCGCACAGAUCCGAGCGCUCGACUCUUCAUCAGAUCACUUGCGAGAGGUGACUCGACAGUGUCUAGAAUUAUGUCAUACAGUUCUCGAUACCGAGCUCAAUGCGACAAGCGAUGUCGAUAAUCUUCAAGGUUGA